Rattus norvegicus (Norway rat) is the source of this 1408-nucleotide messenger RNA. The record is from RefSeq and is a predicted model, not a curated record. Lineage: Eukaryota; Metazoa; Chordata; Mammalia; Rodentia; Muridae.
GGUUGUACCUAUAAUACACACCCACAUCGCAACCUACCCUACAGGCUAUUUCUGGGUGUGAUUUCAUGCACCUGCACAUGAUGAGACAGGAGACCUCUUUGGCUACUUAUAGUAACUGGUGUGAUUUCUCAGUAAUCUUUAAUGGGUAAUAUUGCUGACUGAGGAGAAUUUGAGGUAGGAUGAAACAUUUCUGUGCAGGGAUUGGGGAGGAAGCACUCAUUUAGAUAUAUAGCAAUGACUUAGGUUUUUCCAAUCAAGCCUAGAGCCAAAUUUGGCUUUGGAAGCAUGUGGUGCUCAGUGGCUAUGCCACAGGGAAGUCUCCUGAAAAGGGCACAUCAGCUUUUGCUCAGUACAGGGAGAACAUUAGCAGGGAGGCAAAGUCUGUUCUCCGUGACAUCAGCAGUCCCUUCGUGGACAUUCUAUUGUCUCCUAGAGAGACCUUGGAAUCCCUGUGAUGUCACCAGUAUCGUUGUGACAACCAAUUCCCUACUUUUUCUCUUAGUGUCCAAAGGAUAUAUCCACAGACAUGUUUGCCCGUCUUCUCAGGCGCUUUGGGAGAGUUGAUGUUGAUAGAGAAGAGUCUAGAGUGAAGCAAACGAAACCUAAAGCGGCCUGCAGACAGACGUCAUCCCCUGAAAAUGUCCUAAACAAGGUGCAGGCCAACGAGGAAGAGGAGAGGCUGAAUAGAGAACUGGAGCUAACUACUAAGGAGAGAAAUGAGCUGACAGAUCGCCUCCUUUAUGUGACAGGUGGAUCCAUGAGAAAGAGCCCCUACUUCAGGCCAAAUCCAUUUUAUGAAAACUUGAAGAUAAAGGAGAAAGAGGUCAUGUCAUUACUGCACAACUUAGACACAAAGAACAUUGAACAUCGUGAGAAAUUUCAGGAGCUCAAGAAGGAGAUUAACUUCUAUCGGUCUCAGGAACUGCAGGAGACAUGGAAUAGGACAGAUCCCAAGAAGACAGCCCCCUGAAGAGUGAGUUUCUCUGUCAGGAGUUCCCUGCUGACGACAAUCCUCAACAGUCAAAGACUUUUUUGGGGAGAAUAUUCUUCUUCUCAGUUAAUUUCCUCAUUGUAUAGAGACCCUAAAUUUAUGUAUCCGUAUGCCAGCCUGUCUCAUUGAGGUCUUUCUCCUCUCUCAUACCGACAACACCAUUUGAGAGACAUCUGAGGGGACUGCCUUGACAUCUCCCUAGAGGAGAAACAGCACUACAACUGUGUUUCUAAAUGUUCAUUAAGAAAAUGCUGUUAAGAAAUAUUUUUGGUUAUGAUUUUCAUUGAAGUUUUCUUUUUGUUAUUUCAUAGUUAUAUAUUCUUGUUACUGUUUUUCAUUUUUUAUACCAUUUUAGUUGUUCAUUUUAUGCCUGUUUUUUGUAAAUUGUAUUCCUUAUGAAUAAAAAUUGAUUUGUAA